AUGUCUGGUAAAAAAUUCAAAAUCCUAAAUUCAAAAAUCAAUUUUCUUCUUCAAGUUACAACAGAUACUGGAGGAAAGCACUAUGUGACUGGGGUGAAAGUGGAGUAUAUGACAAAUGCUCAAGAAUCUUGUUUGCGAGAUUUGAAUGAGGGAAUUGAGAAUAAACAAGCAGAAAUAAUGGCUUUUCAUUCCAAGAUUUAUGAUUCUGAAGUUCAACAGCUUCGUGAUGUUGCUCAAGAACGUCAUGCACUUCUCAUGGAAAAAGUCAUAGCAACGAAGCUUUCUCUUGUUGAUAAGGUUACUGAGAUGAAGUCCUUGCUUUCAUAUGAAGUGAAGAAAGUGUAG
Messenger RNA from Lactuca virosa, 345 nucleotides. NCBI's taxonomy places the organism in Eukaryota, Viridiplantae, Streptophyta, Magnoliopsida, Asterales, Asteraceae. The record is from the annotation of a GenBank genome assembly.